AUGAACUGGGAAAAAGCCGGAGGACCUGCCUUCGUGAAUGCGCGCCAACCCAACGUCGAAUCCGAAUACGCGUACGGCUCGCGCUCCGGAAUCUGGCGACUGCUGCGCCUCUUCGCCGAGCAUUCCUUCCCAUUCACGCUUUUAGCCGUCGGGCAAGCCCUGGAGAUGAACCCAGCGGUGGCCAAGGCCUGUGUCGAAGCCGGCCACGAAAUCGCCGGCCACGGGUACCGCUGGCUCGACUGUCGCGAUUUGCCACCCGCGGAGGAGAAGGAGAACGUGAAGCGGGCCAUCAGGGCGAUUCAGGAGACCGCCGGGGUGGACCCCGCGGGCUGGUACGUGGGCAGGAUCAGCCCGAACAGCGUCGGGGUGGUGUGGGAGGCGUUUGAGGAGAUGGGGCUGCAUUUGGUGUGGCAGAGCGACUUUUACGCCGACGACGUGCCCGUCUGGACGCAUCUCCCCGCCGGGCUGGUGGGUGUGCAGGAAGAACAACAGGCAGCAGCUCAACGGCGGCAGCAGCAGCAAGGGAAGCCCGAAAAGCCAAAAGAAGAAGGCCUUUUGCACGUCCCCUACUCGUACGACUGCAACGACAUGAAGUUCCACUUCGCGGCCGACGGCUUCGGCGGCGCGUCCUUCUACGAGUACCUCGUCGACGCCUUCGACAUGCUGUACGAGGAAGGCGGCAAGAUGAUGUCGAUCGGCAUCCAUGCCCGAAUCGUCGGCAAGCCCGGUCGGGCCAGGCAGCUGCAGAGGUUUUUGAACUAUAUCAGCUCGAAGCCCGGGGUUUGGGUGUGUACGCGAGCAGACAUUGCGAGGCAUUGGAGGAAUAAAUUCCCAUAUCAGCCGGUAUCGGGACAGGAUUGA
This is a messenger RNA of Fonsecaea multimorphosa CBS 102226, 861 nucleotides long. RefSeq lists its product as uncharacterized. Gene Ontology annotation, biological process: carbohydrate metabolic process. The coding region runs from base 1 to 861 and encodes 286 amino acids. The transcript is spliced from 2 exons. The record is from RefSeq and is a predicted model, not a curated record. Lineage: Eukaryota; Fungi; Ascomycota; Eurotiomycetes; Chaetothyriales; Herpotrichiellaceae. Gene Ontology annotation, molecular function: hydrolase activity, acting on carbon-nitrogen (but not peptide) bonds.